Messenger RNA from Hypoxylon fragiforme, 2368 nucleotides. Its product is annotated as MFS general substrate transporter. Bases 197 to 2218 code for a protein of 673 amino acids. The transcript is spliced from 9 exons. Gene Ontology annotation, molecular function: transmembrane transporter activity. NCBI's taxonomy places the organism in Eukaryota, Fungi, Ascomycota, Sordariomycetes, Xylariales, Hypoxylaceae. The record is from RefSeq and is a predicted model, not a curated record. Gene Ontology annotation, biological process: transmembrane transport.
CUUUUACUCACUUUGUUUCUGCUGGCCGCCUAGAUAGGACAGACAGAUAUGUGAGACCUGGAGAGCUUGAUACCGGUAACCUCUUUUUUAUCCACCGGAAUCUCCGGUUCAUCUACAUAUGUACCUUGCCUUAUCUUACCUACCCAACCUAAUAGUUUCUCGUGCCAUUCACCAAGCAUAAGGAAAGGCUCCCAAGAUGGAGUUCGAGGAAAAUCACAGGAUACGAAUGCAACAUUCAGUCACCACUGUAGCUAGUUCUUCUUCGUCCCGUAGUGAACUUCAUAGAACUGUGAACAUGUCUGAAAGACAGGAAUCUCCUACCAAUCAUAUCGAAGAUAAUUUAGAUCCUACUAUGGCGUCCGAAAACCAGGACCUACCCUUACCACAGUCAACGACAACCCUAGCUACCAGCUUUGCGGAAGCCAUCGACAGCAAGCUCAAAGAUCCUACAGAACCGGACGAAAAGCAUCCCAUCCACAGGGAUUCCGAAGAGAAACAGCCAGUCAACGACCAAACCUCUCAGGAAACCACUCCCAAAGUAGGAUCCGAGAAAGAAGAAGAAGAGGCCAGAGAUGCACCCACGCAACAGGGGCUAAAUGCGAAUAGACAGGCAGAUAGCCAUGACUCUAACGACGCCGAAGAAAAGCAAGUUGAGUACGUGACAGGCAUUAAGCUAGCCCUAGUGCUGGCAGCGUUAACGAUCGUUUAUUUUCUGAUCAUGUUGGAUAACACCAUUCUCGCUACUGCAACCCCCUUCAUUACCGACGAAUUUCACUCAUUGCUGGACGUCGGGUGGUAUAGCAGUGCUUUUCAGCUGGCAUCCUCGGCGUUACAACCUCUGGGUGGAAAAAUCUACUCCAAAUUGAACUCCAAAUGGGCGUUCUUGGUGUACCUCGUCAUCUUCGAGGUCGGCUCCGUCGUAUGCGGGGCCGCUACGUCUUCAAAGAUGUUGAUUAUCGGGAGAGGUGUUGCGGGAAUAGGCGGUUCUGGCCUCAUGAACGGAGCGCUGAUAGUUCUGAAUUCUGCGGUGCCGCCGCAUCGCCAACCAGGUCUUAUUGGAUUCACGAUGGGUCUCGGUCAGCUAGGCAUCGCCUUCGGCCCCCUCAUCGGCGGCGCGUUUACCGAGUACGUGACCUGGCGGUGGUGUUUCUACCUCAACCUCCCGAUCGGCGGUGUCGUCGCCCUCGCAAUAAUCUUCAUCCGCAUCCCGGACCACAUCGAGAAGCCCAGCGCGCGGGAUCUGCUCCAAAACGCCGUCAUGGACUUCGACCUGCCGGGGUUCGCGCUCUUCGCGCCGGCGGCCAUCAUGCUGUUCCUCGCGCUGCAGUACGGCGGGAACCAGUACGCGUGGAACAGCCGGGAGGUGAUUGGCCUGUUCUGCGGCGCGGGUGUUACUUUCCUGAUAUGGCUCGUCUGGGACUGGUACCAGGGCGACAACGCGAUGGUGCCGUACUCGAUGAUGCGGCGGCGGAUCGUCUGGGCCGGCUGUGUUUGCGGCUUGUUCAUGGGCGGGACCAUCUUUGUUACGGCGUACUAUCUGCCCAUCUACUUCCAGGCGAUUCUGGGCGUCUCGCCGUUCAUGAGCGGCGUGUAUAUCCUCCCGAAUAUUCUGUGCCAGAUGGUCUUUGGGAUUGUGGCGGGGGGCUCGAUCCAGAAGAUCGGGUACUUCACCCCGCCCCUUCUCAUAGGCGCUGCCCUCAACGCGAUCGGGUGUGGGCUUUUGAGUCUUCUCACGCCUUACACGCCUACGGGCUACUGGGUCGGGUUCCAGAUCUUGAUGGGAGUUGGCCGCGGUCUUGCCAUGGCAAUCCCCUUCCUCGCCAUGCAAAACACCCUCCCGCGCAACCUAAUCCCCCCCGCCAUGUCCACCCUCGUCUUCCUGCAGAACUUCGGCGCCGCCAUCAUGAUGGUCUUCGGGCAGACGAUCCUCACCAACAGCCUCGUGGACCUGAUACCGCAGGACGCGCCGGGCGUGAACCCGCAGCUGAUCAUCAACGCGGGCACGACGGCGAACGCGCUGGAGCGGGCGGUGGGGCCAGCGCUGCUGCCUAGCGUCAAGUGGGCGUACACGCACGCCCUGCAGCGCGUGUGGUGGUUCUCGGCUGGCAUCGCUACGCCGGCUUUUCUCGUGGGCUGGUGUCUUGGAUUUGUGAAUAUCAGAAACAAGAAGACGAGUGAGGUGGACUCGGAUAAUUCCGCUGAGAACCUCCGGGUGUGAGACAGGCGGGUGUCUCAUGGAGUAUGCUAGAACAACGGGCACGGGAUGGCUGGUAGAUCAUUAUACUACUUGAGCGCGGAUCAGUGUCAAUAAUGUCAAAAUGGUAAUAGUAAUGUGUCAACACAUCCAUGGAAAGUUGGAAAGACAUGC